Molecule: messenger RNA, 1387 nt
Organism: Pocillopora verrucosa
Lineage: Eukaryota; Metazoa; Cnidaria; Anthozoa; Scleractinia; Pocilloporidae
Product: PIN2/TERF1-interacting telomerase inhibitor 1-like
Cellular component (GO): nucleolus
Molecular function (GO): nucleic acid binding; telomerase inhibitor activity
Source: RefSeq, a predicted model, not a curated record
GUCACACGUGGGUCAAAUAAUCAACAUGGCGAUGCUCGCAGAGCCGAAAUCCAAGCAAAAAUGGAGCAGCGAUCCACGAAAUACAGCGUGGACCAAUGAUACCAGACGGUUUGGUUACCAGAUGUUGACUAAAAUGGGAUGGGAGAGUGGAAAAGGACUGGGUGCUAAGGAGGAUGGAACUAAAACACAUGUUAAAUCUGUCAAGAGGCAGCAGAACUUAGGUCUAGGGGCUGAGAAGUCUCAUGAAGAUAACUGGAUAUCACACCAGGUAGCAUUUGAUGAUUUGCUAUCUCAGCUUAAUAAUCAUGCAGAAAAUGAUAACGAGGAAAAGUCAGUGAAGAAAGCAAAGAGUCAUGAAAUGGAAAAGAAAGCCAGACAGUCCCGAAAAAGAGUGUUUUACAAUCGCUUCAUUCAGAGCAAAGACUUGUCAUCUAAAUCAGCAGAAGACAUGGCUUGCAUCUUUGGUCAGAGGUGUAAGUCAGCUCCUGGAACUCCUCAAGAACACUCAGAGGACGAAGAAUCGGACGAGAGUACUGCUUCCUGUCCGCCGCCAUCUUCUCACGGUGUGCAGACUGUAAACUCCGGACAAAGCAUUCAGGAAUACUUUGAGAUGAAAAUGAGGGAGAUGAAAGCGGCUCGAGAGAGGAGGCAGACAGUGGAGGUUAGCACUUUUCAAGAAGAAAUAGUAACGGGAAAGGAUCACAAUGAGGAAGUUGACGAAUCAGAACCGAAGAGGAAGAAGAAGAAAGAAAGUAAAAGAAAGCUUAAACAUGCGAUUGAAAAUGAGGAAUUGGUCAAUGGCGUAAGUGUUUCGCAUUCUUUUGAUGUGAAAUGUUCAGCUGGAAAGAGAAAGAGAAACGGUGCGGUGGAAGAAAGGAAAUCUGGAUUAGAAAGUGGAUGCAAACCCUCGAAGGAUAGGACGGAAGAAAAAGGAAAAAAGAAGAAAGCAAAAGAAAUUAAUAGUCAGACUUUAGAGGUUGACAGCAGCUCUUUGGGAAGGCUGGAAAUAGCAGAAGGGGUGAAAGAUAAAAAGAAAACGUCUAAGAGAAAGAGCGAGAAGGGGAUUGCUAGAUUUGAAAAUGAAGAUUUGGAAAAGUCGUCCGAGAGUAAACGAAGAAGGGACAAGACAAAAGGUAGCUUUAGCGACGAUAAAUCUUUUAAUGAGACAAUUUCCGAAGUGGAGGAAGCAAACGAUGAAGGCAACUUACGAAAGAAGAAGAAGAAGAAGAAGAACCAAGAUGUCGGUAAUAGUCUAGAAACUGUCGAAAGAAUGAAAAACGAGAAAAAGAAAAGAAAAAAGAUAAAAAAAGAAAAAUCUAGGGAAAAAGAUGGGGGUGACCGGGAAAGACCGAAACAAGAUUAUUUUAAUUCUACCGCCAAAAAAUAA